This is a messenger RNA of Sphenostylis stenocarpa, 288 nucleotides long. The record is from the annotation of a GenBank genome assembly. Lineage: Eukaryota; Viridiplantae; Streptophyta; Magnoliopsida; Fabales; Fabaceae.
AUGAUUUAUUACAAGAAUCAAAUUAGGUUGAUGAUUGAAUCUCAACAUGACAUGCGCUGCAACAAGAGAAGGUACUGGCGGCACAUGACGUUAUGGGAGGAGGCCUUUAUAGCUUAUAAAGUUGUGGAGGAGGUGCUAGCAACACGAGAUGCUAUAGAGGAGAUGUUGGAAAUACGCAAUGUUGUAAAAAAGACAUUAAUAUCACAAGAUGUUAUGGAGGAAGUACCAGCAACAUGUGAUGCUGGUAGAGAAGACGCUAGCAGCACACGAGUUGCAAAAAGGAACUAG